This is a messenger RNA of Gastrolobium bilobum, 1569 nucleotides long. Its product is annotated as phosphatidylglycerophosphate phosphatase PTPMT2-like. Bases 120 to 971 code for a protein of 283 amino acids. Lineage: Eukaryota; Viridiplantae; Streptophyta; Magnoliopsida; Fabales; Fabaceae. The record is from RefSeq and is a predicted model, not a curated record. The transcript is spliced from 7 exons. Gene Ontology annotation, biological process: protein dephosphorylation. Gene Ontology annotation, molecular function: phosphatidylinositol-4,5-bisphosphate 5-phosphatase activity; protein tyrosine/serine/threonine phosphatase activity.
UCUCUCUUCUCCCAUCGUUUCCAUUUCUUGCUAACUUUCGAUUUUGCGUCUUCCUUGAUUCCCAAGUCAGUGGUAAGGGUUUUUCCUUAUUCUUUUUGUGGCUCAAUUUGCUGCGUGCGAUGAAGAUCGAGGAAUUGGACGAUGCGGAGUGUAGUAGGGAUGAAGAAGAGGAGAAGUACGAGAGGCAGAUUGUGAGGGUUGAUGCAAAGAGAGCGUUGGUCGGAGCAGGUGCACGGAUCCUGUUUUAUCCGACACUUUUGUAUAAUGUGCUUCGUAACAAGAUUGAAGCUGAGUUCAGGUGGUGGGAUCAAGUUGAUGAGUUUUUAUUGUUGGGCGCAGUCCCGUUCCCCAAACAUGUUCCUCACUUGAAGGAGCUUGGUGUGGGUGGUGUAAUUACUCUGAAUGAACCCUAUGAAACUUUGGUGCAAUCGUCAUUGUAUCAUGCUCAUGGAAUUGAACAUUUGGUAAUUCCCACAAGGGAUUAUCUGUUUGCCCCCUCAUUUGUGGAUAUCAGCCGGGCUGUGCAGUUCAUUCAUCAGAAUGCAACUUGCGGCAAAACUACUUAUGUUCACUGUAAAGCUGGGCGGGGGAGGAGUACGACAGUUGUGCUUUGUUAUCUGGUUGAAUACAAGCACAUGACACCUGCUGCUGCCCUGGAAUAUGUGCGUUCUCAAAGACCUAGAGUUCUACUAGCACCGUCACAAUGGAAGGCUGUUCAAGACUAUAACAAGCGCAGAACUUCUCCUUUACCACACUCUCCCUCUGCGGACACAGUUCUUAUAACCAAAGAUGAUCUUGAAGGCUAUCAUAGCACAUGCGAUGCUAGUAUGGAGCUGGCCAUUGUUCCUAAAGUGCAAAAGACUAAGCCCAUGAUAGCAAGACUAUCUUGCCUGUUUGCAUCCUUAAAAGUAUCGGGUAGUUGUGUACCAGAGGCAAGGCGGCUGCCAGUUUCUGAGUCACGUGCUUGCUAAGUCAGCUUGACAUGUUCAUGUCAUGUCAAGCAGGUGGCCUGUACAGAAGAUGAUCAUGGAAAUAAGUGAAGUUUGAUAAUUUCCCACAGGGUCGGUACAAUUGUGUUACAUGAAGAGAGGAUUUAUAGAUAGGAGCGAAGAUUUCUCCAAUGUUGUGUUACAGGUUCAGAGGAACAUGUUAGUAGUUCUCUUGUACAUAUAAAUGCCUUUUGCAUGUUUUCUUAAUCCAAGUGAAAUCCUCGUGCAAGUUAUGAAUUCAACAGAAAUUGUCAGGUGGUGUCUGAACUGUUACUCGUCUUUACUGGUAACAAAACCGUAGCCAAUUUCAUUGCACUUUGACUAAUUUGCACCCCGAAACUCAGCAGGCUGUUGCAGAUUCUGUCUACUGCUUCAGUUUCUUUUGACUAGGAAGAGACAUCGGAAAGGGUUCCUCAUUGUCAUCAGUCCGAAUAAACCAAGUAAAGCAGGUUACUAAUAUGUCAAUGCUCUUCCCUGUCAAAAGAUAGAUCACUUUCUCUAAUGCACCGGUUUCGCUAGGAAUUCAUCUAAAGGCUUGGGUUUGGGCAUUAAGUUUAGAAGGCAGCAACCACAAUGGUGG